Coregonus clupeaformis (lake whitefish) is the source of this 2636-nucleotide messenger RNA. RefSeq names its product receptor-type tyrosine-protein phosphatase-like N. The record is from RefSeq and is a predicted model, not a curated record. The transcript is spliced from 12 exons. Gene Ontology annotation, cellular component: secretory granule. Bases 1 to 1440 code for a protein of 479 amino acids. Gene Ontology annotation, molecular function: protein tyrosine phosphatase activity. Gene Ontology annotation, biological process: protein dephosphorylation. NCBI's taxonomy places the organism in Eukaryota, Metazoa, Chordata, Actinopteri, Salmoniformes, Salmonidae.
AUGUUGUUGGACAUGGCCCACUCUUCCAGCUGCUGUAUCUCCAAGCCCAUGGAAGUGUCCUCUUGGAUGCUGGUUAAUGGUAUGGCUCGGGACAGCCCUACAUCGUCUGCAUACCCAGUGUCCAGAGUGUCACUGAAGACAACUUUUCGGAGGAGCGAGGGUGAUGGGCUGCCCCAUGCCACGCGGGUGAAGGAGGGCUCCAGCGGGCUGGUACUGGCGCUGGUGUCCAUGGCGUGUGUGGGCGGGGUGGUGGUGGUGGCGCUGACCAUCGCCUGUCUCAGACACCACACUCAGCAGCUGGCCUCAGGGAAACUGGGCCUCGGACCCGAGGGAGGACCAGAGACACACUUUGACUACCAGGAGCUCUGCAGGCAGCACAUGGCAGCCAAGACGUCGUUCAGUCGUCAGGAGGCGGUGGGUGUGGGAGCGGGGGGCCGGAGGGGGACGGACACGUCCAGGGUGAGCAGUGUGUCGUCCCAGUUCAGCGACGGACCCCAACACAGCCCCUCCUCACACAGCAGUACACCCUCCUGGAGCGAAGAGCCCGCCCAGUCAAACAUGGACAUCUCUACUGGUCACAUGAUACUGGCCUAUAUGGAGGACCAUCUGAAGAAUAAGGACCGUCUGCUGAAGGAGUGGGAGGCUCUGUGCUCCUACCAGGCUGAACCCAGUGCUGCUACAGUAGCACAGAGUGAACCCCACCUGGAGAAGAACCGCUGCCCUGACUCUCUGCCCUAUGAUCACUCCCGUGUAAAACUGAAGGCAGAGAGCAACUCCACCAAGGAAGACUACAUUAACGCCAGCACCAUAAUUGACCACGACCCUCGACUGCCUGCUUACAUCGCCACCCAGGGACCACUGGCACACACCAUCGCUGACUUCUGGCAGAUGGUGUGGGAGAAUGGAUGCACAGUGAUAGUGGUGAUGACUGCCCUGGUUGAGGACGGAGACACUCAGUGUGUUCGCUACUGGCCUGACGAGGGAUCCUCCCUCUACCACAUCUACGAGGUGAACUUGGUCUCUGAACACAUCUGGUGUAAGGACUUCCUGGUUCGUAGUUUCUACCUGAAGAACGUGCAGACCCAGGAGACUCGUACCCUGACACAGUUCCACCUGCUCAGCUGGCCCGCCAAUGGAAUCCCCACCUCCACACGCCCUCUGCUGGACUUCCGCAGGAAGGUGAAUAGGUGUUACAGAGGUCGAUCCUGCCCCAUCAUCGUCCACUGCAGUGACGGCACUGGCAGAACUGGAACCUACAUCCUUAUUGACAUGGUCCUCAAUCGCAUGGCUAAGGGUGUGAAGGAGAUUGACAUUGCUGCGACAUUGGAACACAUUCGGGACCAGAGACCGAGCUUAGUGCACACCAAGGACCAGUUUGAGUUUGCCCUGACCGCCGUGGCUGAAGAGGUCAAUGCCAUCCUGAAGGCUCUGCCACAGUGAACCCUGCUAUAUCUACCACCUCAACCACCGGUGCCACCUGUGCCAACAACCAGGGAGGAACUACAUUUCCCAGAGUGUAUUGCUAUUACUGAAGCCUGGUUUGUGCUGUCUCGCCAACUCCUGUAGUCAUUGUCACACCAAGACCAGCACAAACAGAUCUGGGACCAGGCUUCUGUUAUUAUGCUUUCAUAACUAAAUUAAAUGUGGUUUCAAAGAAUUCUGUAGAUUAUUCAGAUCAGACAAGAACACUUCAAAUGUACGGUAAGGACCCCUUUACAGUGUCUUGUCAUUGGAUUGUAUGUUGAGAUCUGCCUCUUGAAAUACUGUGACUUGAUACUGUAACAUUUCUCCUUUCUCACUCUGAUCCUCAGUCUCAGACAUGUCUCACUACAAUUACCAUCUGCUGUCAUUGAGAUGUUGUAUUACCAUGUUCCCUCCUGAUCUGCUGUCAUUGAGAUGUUGUAUUACCAUGUUCCCUCCUGAUCUGCUGUCAUGGAGAUGUUGUAUUACCAUGUUCCCUCCUGAUCUGCUGUCGUGGAGAUGUUGUAUUACCAUGUUCCCUCCUAAUCUGCUGUCAUGGAGAUGUUGCAUUACCAUGUUCCCUCCUAAUCUGCUGUCAUGGAGAUGUUGUAUUACCAUGUUCCCUCCUGAUCUGCUGUCAUGGAGAUGUUGUAUUACCAUGUUCCCUCCUGAUCUGCUGUCAUGGAGAUGUUGUAUUACCAUGUUCCCUCCUGAUCUGCUGUCAUGGAGAUGUUGUAUUACCAUGUUCCCUCCUGAUCUGCUGUCGUGGUGAUGUUGUAAAACCAGUCAUUGUACUCUAGUAGGUAUCCAUCCACAUGGCAUAACAGCAUGAGGCCCAUGGCUCAUACACUUUUUUAAUGCAAGAAGACAGAGACCCUGACUAUGGCGAGGGUGAAGUGAGUGACAUUCUAGUGUAUCAUACGAUCCACCAGUUUCUCUAAGGGGCUGGUGUUUGCCUCUAACAUGAUUGUCUGUUAUUCAACUGGAACUAUAAACCCAUUGCUUUAUUUCUAUUCAUUUUGUAAUGGGAUUAUUACUGUAUACUGACUACCUGAAUCAUAUAUAUAUAUAUAUUAGUGUCUUCAGUGUUACUGUAAAACCUCUGUUAUUUUUGUAAAUAAUUCACCUCAUUAUUUCUUAAAUGUUUAUUAAUGUAGCAAACGUAGAAAACAAAU